Fragaria vesca subsp. vesca is the source of this 905-nucleotide messenger RNA. Its product is annotated as ethylene-responsive transcription factor ERF021-like. Lineage: Eukaryota; Viridiplantae; Streptophyta; Magnoliopsida; Rosales; Rosaceae. Gene Ontology annotation, biological process: regulation of DNA-templated transcription. Gene Ontology annotation, molecular function: DNA binding; DNA-binding transcription factor activity. The record is from RefSeq and is a predicted model, not a curated record. The transcript is spliced from 2 exons. The coding region runs from base 1 to 585 and encodes 194 amino acids.
AUGUACAACCGCUCCAGCCUAUCCCUCAACGGGAAAUACCGAAGUACCUUCACAGGCGUCCGCAAGCGAAAAUGGGGCAAAUGGGUGUCCGAAAUCCGCGAGCCGGGGAAGAAAACCAGAAUCUGGUUAGGGAGCUUCGAGACCCCCGAGAUGGCUGCCGCGGCAUACGACGUGGCGGCAUUGCAUUUCCGGGGACGUGAGGCCAGGCUCAACUUCCCCGAACUUGUCAGCUACCUGCCACGCCCUGCCAGCUCCAGCCCCGACGACAUACGCAUGGCUGCGCAUGAAGCGGCUAUAAGGCUGAGGAGUAACAAUGGUGACACUAAUAACUCUUUGGUGGCAGCAGGUCAUUGUGAGGUUGGGAGUUCUAGCUCCAACGCGGUGGCUCCGGUGACGGUGAGGCUGUCGCCAAUUCAAAUUCAGGCGAUUAACGAGUCCCCCUUGGACUCGCCCAAGAUGUGGAUGCAAAUGUCUGAAGCUCUCAUGUCUGAGGAAUCCAUGAUGUUCUCUAAUGACUUCGACGAUGAGGGGAUGAAUAGUAAUCAAUGGGGGAAUAUGCAACAAGAUUCUCUGUGGGAUCCUUAGGUAACGUUUUGCAUAACACAAAUGACAUAAUCACCAUAUAUUUAAUCAUCUAGGUGUGACCAAGUUUGACCUAUGAAAAUUAUUUCUUAUGAAACUGUCAUAUAUGAUGUUGUUAGACUGUGAAACGAGAAUUACGAGUUUGAUCUGAUCGAUCAACCUUGAUGAUUUUUUGUCACAGUACUGAAAACAUUAUACGUCAGACUGUUGGGUAGAAUAAAGUUUCCGGCAUAAAAAAGUGGUCGGACACUUCUUUUAUUGAGGAAAAUCAAGAUUAAUUGUAAGCUUUGAAGCUUCUUCUAUAAUUGUAUCAUUCAUUGGCA